UCGGCAGCAGAGAGAGAAAGAGGGAGACGCGGAGGAGAGCAGCAGCCCCACCGUCCACCGAUCCUCAAGCGAGAGAGAGAGGCAGCGUCUGGAGCUAGAGCUGGGCGGGGAAAUAACUGCGGUACUGAAGAAAUACUUCAUUGCCGAACUGCAGCAGUUCGUCGGCAUCGUCCGUGUAAAGCAAAAUGUCAACGUCGGGAAAAGACAACAGCUCCCAACAUGCGAAUUACGUGGGACCGUAUCGCCUGGAAAAGACGCUUGGCAAAGGACAGACAGGCCUCGUGAAGCUGGGAAUCCACUGUGUCACAUGUCAGAAAGUUGCCAUAAAAAUUGUAAACCGGGAGAAACUCAGCGAGUCUGUGUUGAUGAAGGUGGAAAGAGAAAUAGCUAUUCUGAAGCUCAUAGAACACCCUCAUGUUUUGAAGUUGCACGAUGUUUAUGAAAAUAAGAAAUAUUUAUAUUUGGUUCUAGAGCAUGUGUCAGGUGGAGAGCUCUUUGACUACCUGGUAAAGAAGGGCAGGUUAACACCCAAAGAGGCCAGGAAGUUCUUCAGACAGAUCAUCUCAGCGCUGGACUUCUGUCACAGUCACUCUAUAUGCCAUAGAGACCUGAAGCCGGAGAACCUGCUGCUGGAUGAGAAGAAUAACAUCAGGAUAGCAGACUUUGGCAUGGCUUCUCUACAGGUUGGAGACAGUCUCUUAGAAACCAGCUGUGGAUCCCCUCACUAUGCCUGCCCAGAGGUUAUAAGGGGGGAGAAAUAUGAUGGCAGGAGAGCUGAUGUUUGGAGCUGUGGAGUCAUUCUCUUUGCACUUUUGGUGGGUGCUUUGCCAUUCGACGACGAUAACCUGAGGAACUUGCUAGAGAAAGUGAAGCUCGGGGUCUUUCACAUGCCCCAUUUCAUUCCUCCAGACUGCCAAAACCUCCUAAGGGGGAUGAUCGAGGUGGACGCCACCAAACGACUCACGUUAGAACAGAUACAGAAGCACACAUGGUACAUAGCAGGAAAAAAUGAGCCAGAACCAGAACAACCGGUGCCACGGAAAGUGGCGAUCCGCAUGCUACCCUCCACUGAGGACAUCGAUCCAGAUGUGCUGGAAAGCAUGCACUCGCUGGGCUGCUUCCGGGACAAGAACAAACUGAUGAAAGAUCUGCUGUCAGACGAUGAUAACCAGGAAAAGAUGAUCUACUUCCUCCUGCUGGACCGUAAGGAGAGGUAUCCCAGCCAUGAGGAUCAGAAUCUACCACCCAGAAAUGAAAUUGAUCCUCCCAGGAAGCGAGUGGACUCUCCACUCCUGACGAGGCACAACAAGAGGAGGCCAGAGCGCAAGUCCAUGGAGGUGCUGAGCAUGACAGAGGGUGGAUCUCCUGUUCCUGUGAGACGUGCCAUCGACAUGGCACAACACGGACAGAGUAAAAGCUUGGAUAUCUCAGAUGCCAACCCCAUACUGCAAAGCAAGGAGGAGAGGUCCCGGUCCAUCAGCGGAGCCUCUUCAGGUCUGUCCACUAGUCCCCUCAGCAGUCCUCGGCCCAUGCGGCGGUUCGCCGUUCCUCCACAAUCCGCAGAACUCACGCAGUCGCCCAACCACAGCCCCACCCACGCGCCUGUGUCCCGGGUGAACGGCACAGGCCCCCACUCCCCUAAAACCUUUCAACCAAAGACAGUUGCCCAUCAGCCCAACAACAAAACCCAGACCCUUCCAGCCAAGCCCAAAGUUGCAGACAAGCCCCUGCAGGUCACCAGGUCCAACCCGUUCCCCAACACAACAGCCAUGCCAUCUGUGGCCAAGUCAGAACCGUCUACGCCCUGCCAACCCCUGCCCCCGCCGAUGCCCGGCAGCCCGAAAGUGCGCCGCCCACUGCUCACGGUGCCGCCCAAGCUCUCCGUUCCCCUUUCACCACUUUCGCCCAUCCGGCUUCACCACCUUCACCCGCUGGCCGGGACUGACCACAACGGCAAAUCUAUCCCCACCUUACAGGUUACGCCCCACCCCUCCCCCAGGGGCAGCCCAUUGCCAACUCCAAAAGGAACGCCGGUGCACACACCUAAGGAGAGCCCAGCGGGGACCCCUAGCCCCACGCCACCCCCCAGCCCCUCCAUUGGAGGCAUGCCGUGGAGAACACGCCUCAACUCCAUUAAGAACAGCUUCCUUGGCUCACCACGUUUCCACCGCAGGAAAAUGCAAGUUCCCACACAAGAGGAAAUGUCCAGCCUAACACCAGAGUCUUCCCCCGAACUUGCCAAAAAAUCUUGGUUUGGAAAUUUUAUCAACCUCGAAAAGGAGGAGCAGAUUUUUGUGGUGAUUCGGGACAAGCCUCUGAGCUCCAUCAAAGCAGAUAUUGUACACGCCUUUCUCUCUAUUCCCAGCCUCAGCCACAGUGUGGUGUCUCAGACGAGUUUCCGGGCAGAAUACAAAUCCACGGCCGGCCCCACCGUGUUCCAAAAACCAGUGAAGUUCCAGGUGGACAUCACCUACACCGAAAGCACGGCUGCCACCAAGGAGAACGGCAUCUACUCUGUCACCUUCACACUGCUCUCAGGUCCCAGCCGACGCUUCAAACGGGUGGUGGAGACGAUUCAGGCUCAGUUGUUAAGUACACAUGAGCAGCCUGGUGUCCAGCAGCUGUCUGGAAUUAUCCAGAAAACGUGUUAAAGCCCCAAGUCCUGCUCUUGCACAAGAUUCAUGUAUGGCACAUUGAUGGAGGGCACAUUACACAGGACGUUCAGUACAAGCAGCUGAGGGAAACUCCUCAUUCUGAUGCAUCUAAACACCCCAAACACCAACAAGAGCUGCAACCUAUUCCUCAACUCCUUCCUCCUGCAGCUACUGUACAUACAGCCAAACAUGUCCAAGGAUUUGGAGUGAAGCCUUAAAAUAAAGAUGUUAAUGAAUUCUCACUAAGCUAAACCACAAUUCAUCUUUUUAUUGAAACAUACUUUUUGUCUUCUUUCUUCCCCGUCCUCUGCUAAUGCACACACAAAUACAGAGUCGCACAUACAGGACAUCGUUACAAAAGAACAAAUGGCGAAGGAACUCUGGAUUUCAUAAUGCACGUGUUUGAGGAGCUGCCCUCGAGGACCGUUGUUGGAUUGUAUUCUUUUCAAUGUAGUCUUUCUUUGUGAAAUGGAGAAUUUAAGACAUUUUAUGGACUCAUUGUCAUUGCUGAUUUGGAUUUGGAGAUCCUAUUUGAAAUAUG
Messenger RNA from Carassius carassius (crucian carp), 3195 nucleotides. It is a transcript of the gene brsk2b, whose product is annotated as BR serine/threonine kinase 2b. Gene Ontology annotation, cellular component: cytoplasm. Gene Ontology annotation, molecular function: tau-protein kinase activity; ATP binding; protein serine/threonine kinase activity. Bases 186 to 2651 code for a protein of 821 amino acids. The transcript is spliced from 20 exons. Lineage: Eukaryota; Metazoa; Chordata; Actinopteri; Cypriniformes; Cyprinidae. The record is from RefSeq and is a predicted model, not a curated record. Gene Ontology annotation, biological process: intracellular signal transduction; microtubule cytoskeleton organization; protein phosphorylation.